UAACCCCGACUUUUGUUGUUUACAUUGACAACCAAGAAAAAAAUUCAGUAAAGUUUGAACUGUGAAAAUGUCGCGCCCAAAAUAUUUCACACCAAAUGAAGUGGCGAUACAUAACACAGUAGAUGAUUUGUGGGUCUCUUUCCUUGGAAAAGUGUACAAUCUGACUCCCCUGUGUGAAAAAUAUCAAGGUGAUGUCUUGCUGAAACCCAUCGUACAAGCUGCAGGAAAGGAUAUCUCACACUGGUUUGACAGGAAGACCAAAGAUAUACGUACCCAUGUAGAUCCACAAACAGGCUGCAUGAUUCCCUACUGUCCAAAUGGAAGGUUUGUUCAUAUCCCACCGCCAUACCCAGAGUCUUCAUGGGCCAACGAUUUUGGUCGUCCCUGGUGGAAGGAUGAUAGCUACCUUGUUGGUAUUCUCUCAAAGAAAACCAGAAAUAUCAAAAUCAUCAACACAUUGACAUCGCAGGAACAAAAUAUUGAGGUAUGUUCAGAAGAAAUCAUGACGGAAAUUCUGCAGCGAUACCUGAAGUACAAUGCCCAUGCGGCUAGCUACACGUGGAAAUACAAUGGCAGAAAUCUGGAUAUGAAUAAAAAUCUCGAGGAAAAUAAUAUUCAGGAUGACGAUGAAGAUUUUUACAAACUGAGCAUGAACGAUGAUUCUUUCUUACAAUGUGUGCAUUUGUACUACAAUGACGAUCUCACAGAAGCUUGAAUAAUAUAUAAACUGAAAAUAUAAGCUUGAAUAAUAUAAACUGAAAAAUAUGUUGAAAAUUUUUUUUCAAUGUAAAAUUUAACAUUUCAAAUGAUAUGUAUGGGUGUAAUGCACUGUGCUUAUAUGAUGACAAUUUGUUAAAUAUAAAAUAACUUUAAAAUACAUGUCCCAGCCGGCUUUUAUUGACAAUUCUAUUUCAGUUACUAGUAGUUACAGGCAGUUUUUAAAAGACAGUAUUUUUAAUGCACCAGUUUUUUUUUUUGUAUAAGAAUUUGUCAAAUAAUUUUGUUGAAAUAUAAUUAUAAUUGUUACUAGA
Molecule: messenger RNA, 1031 nt
Organism: Mercenaria mercenaria
Lineage: Eukaryota; Metazoa; Mollusca; Bivalvia; Venerida; Veneridae
Product: cytochrome b5 domain-containing protein 1-like
Exons: 4
Coding region: 68-715 (215 amino acids)
Source: RefSeq, a predicted model, not a curated record